AUGCCGCUUGAUGAGGGCCCUGUGGGAAGGACCCUUCACUACUCCUCAACGAUCCCGGCGAGCGGGGAGCCGUCCGUACGCGCUGAGGACAUUCAACAAGUGCUGCGGGAUGAGGUGGCUCUGUUGCCCGGAUGCCGCGAUCGACAGGGCCAUCCACUGAUUGUCUUCCCAUCGCGGGACGUCACCGUGAACCCCGACCAUGUCCGAAGUGUUCUUCUCUAUCUGUGCGAAGUCUGCGCGGAAGAGGCGAAGGGUCGUGGCUUCAUCAUCGUUAUCGACAUGAGGGGCAAGCAGACGUGGACCAACGUGAAGCCGAUGCUCAAGGCGAUUAAUUCGCUGAUCGACGAGGGCGGGGCGCUGGCCGGCGUGUUCCUCAUCAACCCCGACAAGCUGGGCGAGAAGCUCAAGACCCAGAUUUCGGCCGGCUUCUGCAAGUUUGAGGUGCAAAAAGUGGGCGUCGACACGCUGCCCAAAUACUUUGAGGGCACCCAGUUGAUACGGGAAUUUGGCGGUUCAUUUCCCUAUGACCAUGCCGAGUGGUUGGAUACGAGAUUGGAAUUGGAACGGUGGAUAGCCAACAUUAUCGAUGAGAUGCGGAAGCUGGAAGCCCAAAGAAAGCAAAUCACCGACGCUGAGUCCCCAGUCGAUGUUCCGACCGCACAAGCCGCCAUCGAGCGUCACGGUGCCAUCAAGAAGGGAAUUCUCGCCGUCCCCAUCGAGGCCAUACAACAAAAGGCGCAACGAGUACAAGACCGUAUUCUUCGCCCCGGCCGGCCAGCCAAUCCCGACCUCGAGGCCGCGCUGCCGAACCUCACCAACCUCGUCCACUCGCUGCAACAGCUCAAGGCUGACGUCUACAAGAUGUGGGAAAAUCGACGAAUCGAGCUGGAGACGCUCGUCCAGUUGAAGCUGUUCGAACGGGAUGCCGAUCAGAUUCUGAGCUGGAUACGUGAGGAGAGCCAGGCAUUGAUGAGGAAGAUGGGAGAUGUCGGCACGAAUGAGAGCGAGGCGAGGGAGAGAUGGAAACGCUUUGAGGAACAUGCCAAAAGCAUCGAAACCCGUGACGAUGUCCGUAAGAAUAUCGGUGCCCUGGCGGCCCGCGUCUGCUCAACCAUCGUCCCCACCAUGAAAAACAGGGUCGAGGCAACGGCGCAAAAGAUUGCCGACGAGUGGAAGCUCCUCCUCCAACUUCAUGCAAAUCGAAAGAUCCUUAUCCAAUUCUCCAUCGACUUCUACCAGGCCACCCAGGCGUACCUUCUCGAAUUGCCGAAUUGGCUGGGCAACCCGGGUGUCGAUCCGGUCACCAUCGACGCCCGGUCCAGUGAACGGCUCGAUGAGGCUAUUGAGGUGCAUCGACGGUUCUGGGGACGUGUGGAAGAGAUCUACGUCGUCGCCGUCAACCAGGCGUCGAUGCUGACGCAGGCGCAAAAAAGUGCCCAGCUCCCGGACCGAGAACUGGCCGCCGGCAUCCCGAAGACGCAGAUGACCACGGUGCAGAGGGAGCAUAAGAAGCUGCACGAGGUGUGGAAGGAUCGUGAGAUCCGACUGACCGCCAUGCUUGCCGUCCUCGUCUUUCAGGCCGACUACCAGUCGAUCGUCCGCUGGCUCGAGCAGUACGGCGAGCCCUUCCUUGCCCGUAAUGUCUCAAUCGGGGAUAGCCGCGACGCAGCCGUGGUGCUCUACGACCACUUCAAGCAGUUCCAGGCAGCCGCCCAGAACCAGUACGCCAACGCCGAGAAGCUGGCGGCAACGAGCGAGGAAAUUGUGCAUCGGAUAGGAGGGAGCGAUGCGCAGCAAACGCACACCCUCGCCUCCGAAUUGGCCCGGAAAAUCGAUCGAUUUAAGGGACGGGCUCAGGAACGAUCGAAAUUGUUGAUGAACUCGGUGCUGUUCCACACCCACUACGAGGAGCUGACCAGCUGGUACAGCGAGGUGAACCUGAAAUUCCAAGGCCUGCGCUUCGACGCCGACGUCGAGGAGUGCGAGCGGCAGAAGCAGCAGUGCGUCAAGGAGAAUGAGAGUACCACCGAGGCCUACUCGACGAUCAUCUCCGAAGGCGAAAACCUCAUCGCCAUCCUGCAGCGUCACGGCGACCGGAAUGAUGCAAAUUAUGCGGUUUCGAUCAAUGCCGUCAACCGGCUCAUGGGCGAUAUUGUCCGGCUCAACCAGCUCUACACGGAACAGUGGCAACACCGGCGCACCUUCUUCCAGGCUAACCUCAAAUAUGCUAACUUCCUGAGUGACGCCACCGAGAUCCUGCAUCAAAUCCAGAACUGGGAAGAGGACAUGCAAAAGAUGGUCGACACGCCCACGUUUAUCCAGAACGCCGAAAAGGUCGAACCCUUCCACCAUAUCUUCCAAGAAGCGGCACGUCGUCUCGAGCCCGCCCCACUCCCAAUCGACUACAACGAGACGCAGAACAUGGCGCAGCAAAACGACCAGAAGCGCCAGUGCACCGAGGCCGAGACGAACAUGCUGGCCGAGCAGUUUGGCGCCCUAUACGAAGGACUACUCCGCACACCCCUCCUCGAGCGGAAUAUGGUCGUUGGCCUGAACGAGGCGGUCCUCGCCAGUUCGCGCAACUACGGCGCGGCUGUGGAGGAGCGCAGCAAGCUGCUCAAGUCGGCCGCUCAGUACUUCCGCGCCUUUCAACACGGCAUCUGGCCGACGCUGGAGGAGCUGAGACAGGACUAUACCAAGGCAGAGCAUCAGGAUCUUUGCCUCGAAUUCGCGCGCGAGGCACCGCCCAUUCGUGCCGAGCGCAUGGCCGCACUUAUGACGAAGCACGUCGCGCAUAAGGACAAGUUCUUGAAGGGCUGCACGUAUGCGCACAAGACCGCCGAUGUCCUCCUGAAGUACAUUGACCGCAUGCCCGCGCACCGCAUCUCCAACGCGGUCGCGAGGCUUCGGCAACAGGAGGCCGAGGUGCGGCGUGACAAGGAGGAGCUGCAGGUGCGCCAGAGUUUGCUGCUGGAGCUGUGGGCCCGGAAGAAGAAGCAGCUCGACAGAUGCCAGCGCUACGUCCUCAUCGACGCCCACCGCGCCGAGCUGGUCGACUGGUUCAACGGCGAGGCCGAGGCGACGCUGAGCAGAUUCACCCGUCACGCCCAGGCUCAGCUGUCCGAGCCGGAACGGGCCCAGAUCUACAACGAGUUCCGGGGGUGGAAGAUGGACGUGAAGACGAAGCGGACCGAGAUCCAGACGAUGAUCAGACUCGGUGAUGAGGUGAUUGCUGGCGAUGAGCACUAUCCGCUUCACGUCGACGACGUCAGGAGGUGUCAACAGGAACUGCGACAACGUUUUGAUGAAUUCUCGAGGCGCGUCACCAGCUGCGAGGCGUCGUUGAUCGGCAACGGCAAGAUGGGCCCGAAGGACGAGCUGUCGCUUGAUCGACUGUCCGACUCGAACGUCGAGAACAAACUGCCUCCCCGAGCCGUUGAUGAUAAGAUCAGGGAGCCGAUGCGCGAGUUGAUCCAGACGGAGCGCGACUACGUGGAGGCGUUGCAGCGAUGUUGCCAGGUGUACAUCGCCGAGUACGACAGUGCUUCUGCGUCGCUGACCUUGCCCGAGGCUUUGAAGGAUCAGCGCCACAACAUUUUCGCCAACAUCGAGAUGAUCAGCGCCUUCCAUGCCGAAAAGUUCCUGCAAGACAUCGUCAAGUACGAGGAUGACCCCGAGCAGGUCGGCUCGUGCUUCAUCGUCUACGUGAACACGAUUGCCGAGUACUACACGGAGUACUGCCUCAACAAGCACCUCCACAAUCACCUGCUCGACCUGCCCGAGGUCAAGCAAUUCUUCAAGACAGCACAAGACCGUUACCGUCUGGAUAUCAAGGAUGAUCUUGGCUCGCUUCUGAUAAAACCAGUGCAAAGGAUCACACGCUACCACUUAGUGUUGGAUCAGUUGAUCAAGCACUACAAAGGAGUGCUGAAGAUUUUAAGGAGGCAGAUGAGAUUGUCCUGCUUGGAGAAGAAGGAAAUCCUGGACCACGUGGGACCGUUCGUCAUGCAGGACGCGCUGACCGUCUGGGAGUCGGGCACGAAAUACUUCAAGGGGAAGGGCAAGGAGCGCCAGGUGUUCCUCUUCGAGCUUGCCUUCAUUUUCGCGAAGAAAAUCGAAAAAGCGGAGUCUCGCGAUGGGAAGCUGCGCUUUUUCAUCAAAGGAAAGCCGAUCCCGCUGAACGAAGUGACGGUAGUAGAGCAUGUAGACGUCGACCCGAAUCGCUUUGCCCUGCGUAUCGGCUCCGCUCACAGUAACGACAACCGCAUCGACUUCAGGGCCGCUAAUGCAGACAUAAAGAACACCUGGGUGAGAAGAAUUCGAGAGCUCCGGCAAGGUCUUUACAAUCCAUUGUUCGCCGGCGACGGUUUCUCGACACCACGCAGCACUAUGAGCGUCUCAUCGAGAGCCUCAGGUGAAUACCGUAACAGUCGUGACGCCGAAAGCCUCGGUUCGGCUGGGGAUCCAUCUCUCGAGCCAACAACAAGUGAACAGGAUUCCGAGAGUGUCGGCUCUGGAGAGAAGCGGUUCAGCGUGCAGAGCACCAGCAGCAUCGAGGAAAAGAACGCUGAAGACGCCCGGCAUUCACGGAUUCAACUCCGGCAGCUAGCCACAAUCGCGACGACCGAGACUCGCCAAGAAAUGCCGAAACUCAACGGUCUCCGGAUAACCGACGCUUCCAAUGGUCGCCCCGGCGGAAAAUCC
Molecule: messenger RNA, 4704 nt
Organism: Mesorhabditis spiculigera
Lineage: Eukaryota; Metazoa; Nematoda; Chromadorea; Rhabditida; Rhabditidae
Source: the annotation of a GenBank genome assembly